GUGAUACUUUCUCAGUGCUUAUUCUCAAAUGUUUAUUUAUGGACGAAUGACUUUAUCGUAAAUUAAUCAGAGUCAUGCAGUAAACAUACUUGAGAAUAAAUCACAAGAAUCUCAAAAUUUAUCUCCAAUAUUUACGCGACCUUCUGACUGCACCUGUGCACGUCCUUCACCCCACUGUCUUAGUUAUGAGCCAUUGCAUAAAGCAGGGGGGCCAUUAUUAUAAAACCAGCACAAGUACUUGUGGAUCAUCAGAAAGCUUGCAGAUAUUUCCUCAACGGUUUCACUCAUCAGUUCAGAUUGAUUCAGAUUCAUCGUGCAGAGAAUCAUCAAGUAAGGGUGUAAUCAUGAUGUUCAAAAGUAUUCUGUUGCUCUCCAUAAUCGGAUUCUGCUCGGCCCAAACCGCCAGACCCAGGUCCGGAGGAAUCUGCAGCAGUCCAGCCGAUUGUCCCAGUGGUGAAUGCUGUGUCAUACCAUCUCAGAGGUACACGUACCCAACGUGUCAGCGCGUGCGACAAGUAGGAGAGGUCUGCAGACCAAGACCUGAGGUAGAGAGUUCCACCCUGAGAUAUCCGGAUGGAUCAACCUUCAAAUACACCGAUGCUCACAGAUUUGUAUGCCCCUGCGCUGCAGGCCUCGAGUGCAGCGGGGUUGAUGCCAGUGGAUUGUCAACGUGCAGUGCACCGCGAUCAAACUAAAUUUAUUAAUAAUGGAACAAUCGCGUAAAAAAUCCGUACGUUUUAAUUGAAUGUUUAAGCAGUAGCUUUUCAUAAUUCCAAUUAUUCCUCUCGCGGGGUAAUUUGGCGGUCAUGAGGAGCAAUACCUAAUAAUUUAAUGUUUUCUGUUUAAUUUAUGUAAUUAUUGAUGAAAUAAUUCGCUAACGAAGGGAAUCAUAGUGUGGAAAUAACGAUUUGGAGAAAUAUCGAGGUCUUCGUGCAUUAUUUUCGGCGGAUGAUCUCAGGAAAAAUUAAGAAGUGUCAUAAUGACCAGGGCUAGUCUCAGAGAUAACUUCUGGACCUUGAAAUUCUGAUUUAAAUGUGAAUUUGGAACUUCUGCAGUCAUCACGUAAUUAUCACAGUGUAAACAAUUAAAUGAGAACAAUGAGAGAUAAUAUUACGAUACAUGCAGAGUCACAUGUGUGACCCUGACAUUUUUUGCGGAUUAUCAGUAUUGAAAUAAAAAUUGCAAAAUGAAUUUGUUAACUUCAGAUCGAUUUGUUCAUGAUAAACAUUGGAAAUUAGGAAAGUCCAGUUAACUCCACUUAAUUAACUGAAUGUGAACGUCAUUUAUCGGCGAUUGUUUCAAUUUUGUGAAGAAAUAUAUUUUCAAUACGUCGAUAAAUCAA
Messenger RNA from Diachasmimorpha longicaudata, 1342 nucleotides. Its product is annotated as astakine-like. Bases 186 to 695 code for a protein of 169 amino acids. The transcript is spliced from 3 exons. Lineage: Eukaryota; Metazoa; Arthropoda; Insecta; Hymenoptera; Braconidae. The record is from RefSeq and is a predicted model, not a curated record.